Messenger RNA from Pestalotiopsis fici W106-1, 1407 nucleotides. RefSeq lists its product as uncharacterized. Bases 1 to 1407 code for a protein of 468 amino acids. The transcript has 2 exons. The record is from RefSeq and is a predicted model, not a curated record. Gene Ontology annotation, molecular function: zinc ion binding. Gene Ontology annotation, cellular component: cytoplasm; nucleus. Lineage: Eukaryota; Fungi; Ascomycota; Sordariomycetes; Amphisphaeriales; Sporocadaceae.
AUGUCCACCAACGGAGAACAAGCUCCCCUCGAGGGCGCUUCUGCACCCGAAUUCUUCGAGUCCAUCGGCAAGAAGGCCGAUCAGCUGAAUGGCACCAACGGCCAGGACGAUGAGGCCGAGCCCAAGGCGGUCGAACAGAUCGAGUCGCUGUGCAUGAACUGCCACGAGCAGGGCGUUACGAGAAUGAUGCUCACCAUGAUCCCCUACUUCCGCGAAGUCAUCGUCAUGUCCUUCUCUUGCGACAAGUGUGGCUUCUCAAACUCCGAAAUCCAGGCCGCUGGAGUCAUUCAGACCCGAGGUACCCGAUACGAGCUCCGACUCACCGAUAUGGCAGACUUUGAGCGCCAAGUUGUCAAGUCUGACUCGGCGGUCGUCAAGUUCAUCGAGCUUGACGUCGAGGUUCCCGCCGGCCGCGGUCAACUUACAAAUGUCGAGGGUCUUCUUACAACCAUCAUCGACGACUUGGAGCUUGGCCAGGAGGCCCGCAAAGAGCAAGCACCAGAGAUCUACCCCAAGGUUGCAGAGAUCAUUGCCAAGGGCCGUUCCAUGCUCGCUGGAGAGUCGUUCCCUUUCAGAGUCUCGGUGGAUGAUCCCGCCGGCAACUCGUGGAUCUCACCGGAUAUGAAGGACGGUGUGGGCAAGUGGGCCAAGAGAGAUUAUAUUCGCACCCCAGAGCAGAAUGAAGCACUCGGUCUUGGACACGUCGAGUCCGUCAUUGAUGCCACACAGACUACAGCCGAGGAGGACAUUAUUCCCGAUCAGGUUUAUGCCUUCCCCGCAACGUGCCCAGGCUGCAUGAAGCCCUGCUCUACAAACAUGAAGAUGGUUGAUAUUCCUCACUUCAAGGCUGUCGUUCUCAUGUCCACAGUCUGCGACGAGUGUGGAUACCGUUCCAACGAUGUCAAGACUGGUGGAGAAAUCCCCGACCUUGGAAAGAAGAUUAGUCUGAAGGUCGAGUCCAAUGUCGACUUGGCUCGUGAUAUCUUGAAGAGCGAGAGCUGUGCCCUCGAAUGCCCAGAACUUCAACUCCAGGUCAACCCUGGUACUCUGGGAGGUCGCUUCACCACUGUCGAAGGCCUCCUGACUCAGGUCCGAAAUGACUUGCACAGCCAGAUCUUUGAGGCCGGCGAUGGCGGCGAUUCUUUGGCCCCUACCGAGAAGUCGAGGUGGACAGAGUUCUUUGAGGGACUGGACGCUGCUAUCAAGGGCGACAAGAAGUUCACAAUCAUUUUGACCGAUCCCCUUGCCUCAAGUUAUGUCCAAAAGUUGGUGGACCCUGAUCAGGAGGACCCCCAGAUGACAGUUGAGGAGUACCAAAGGACAGACGAGGAAGAGGAGGACCUCGGACUCAAGGACAUGAAGGUCGAGGGCUACGAGGAGGAGCACCAGACUAACGGUACCUCAUGA